CGCGCGUCGGCGGAAGAGCGCCGCCGUGCCGGGAGGGAAGUUGGAGUGGAGGCGGUGCGGAAGGGGUGUCCCGUGUCCCCUGCCCAUCCCUGCCCCUCGCCUGCUGUCGCGUCGCACCAUGGGCGCCCGGGCGGGCUGAGCCCCGCCGUGACCGGAAAAAUGAGUGGUGGGUUGGCACCAAGCAAAAGUACGGUGUAUGUGUCCAAUUUACCCUUUGCUUUGACAAACAACGAUCUAUACAGGAUAUUUUCAAAGUAUGGCAAAGUUGUCAAAGUUACUAUUAUGAAAGACAAAGACACCAGGAAGAGCAAAGGAGUUGCCUUUAUUUUGUUUUUGGAUAAAGAAUCUGCACAAAACUGUUCUCGGGCACUUAAUAACAAACAGUUGUUUGGAAGAGUAAUAAAAGCAAGUAUUGCCAUUGAUAAUGGAAGAGCAGCAGAAUUCAUUCGCAGGCGUAACUACUUUGAUAAGUCUAAGUGUUACGAAUGUGGGGAAGCAGGACACUUAAGUUAUGCUUGUCCUAAAAAUAUGCUAGGAGAGCGGGAGCCACCAAAAAAAAAAGAAAAGAAGAAGAGAAAGAAAAUAGUUGAGCCAGAAGAAAUUGAGGAGGAAGAAGAAAGUGAAGAGGAAGGAGAAGACCCUGCUCUAGAUAGCCUCAGCCAAGCCAUAGCUUUUCAGCAAGCCAAAAUUGAGGAAGAGCAACAAAGAUGGACGCAGACUGCAGGGGAAUCUUCAAUUUCAGAUGAUUCAAAACGUCCACGGAUAAAGAAAAGUGCUUAUUUCAGUGAUGAGGAAGAACUUAGUGAUUGAAAUAAUAUUGGUUUAUACGCAUAUGUAAUAUAUAUAGUGUACAUUUUGUAAAGUGCUACAAAGUUAUCUGUAAUACAGGUUUGCCUUGGUGUUGAAGACACUUCUUGAAAAUCAUGUUGUAGUUCUACUCUGCCCCUCAAACCUCCCAUUUUUUGAUACUUACCUCUCAAAACUUCACCCUUCAAGGCAGUUUCUUAAGAGAAUUAUGUGUUUCUACGCUAAAAUUCAGAAAAAUAUCUGGGAAAAUGCUUCAUGUGGUUAGUAUCUAGACCCAAACCCUGGGAGUGAAAUCUUUCAUAAGAGAAUUUCCUAAGAUUUUUUUUCCUAAGAGGAGUUCCUCUUAGGAUCACUGUUAGCACCACUGAGGCUUUAUACGUUGGUCUGUUUAUUGCCUGUUGGAAGCAGUGCUUUAGUAGUAUUUUAGGUGUAUAUGAAUCUUGCACUAGCUCCUCUGCAUAGGGUUGAAUUUCAGCCUUAAGCAUUGUACUAGUCUUUUAACUCUUCAUGCAGUAAUAUAAUAAAUUACUGUCACAUAAGCUUUGUCCGUGAAAUCAUUUUGGACUAAACGAUACAUCUGUGUGCUUUCCAAAAGGAUAUUAAGAUGUUGAUCUUCUGUCUUAUGCACAGUUUUAGUAACCUGCUGUAGCCUUUAUGGUAUCAUAUAGCCUAUAUACAAUAUAGGUUUCAUAGGAGAUGCAAGUUAAAAGUGAUGUGGUGGUUAGUUCAAUCUUGAAAUC
Chroicocephalus ridibundus (black-headed gull) is the source of this 1547-nucleotide messenger RNA. RefSeq names its product zinc finger CCHC-type and RNA binding motif containing 1 (gene ZCRB1). The record is from RefSeq and is a predicted model, not a curated record. Gene Ontology annotation, cellular component: U12-type spliceosomal complex. Gene Ontology annotation, molecular function: RNA binding; zinc ion binding. The transcript is spliced from 8 exons. Lineage: Eukaryota; Metazoa; Chordata; Aves; Charadriiformes; Laridae. Gene Ontology annotation, biological process: mRNA splicing, via spliceosome. The coding region runs from base 160 to 810 and encodes 216 amino acids.